This is a messenger RNA of Linum trigynum, 1599 nucleotides long. The record is from the annotation of a GenBank genome assembly. Lineage: Eukaryota; Viridiplantae; Streptophyta; Magnoliopsida; Malpighiales; Linaceae.
AUGGAUUUGCAGAAGAAGCUGAGCUCACUACUCUGUCUUGCAGCUCUGAUUUGCCUCUUCUCUUUCCCGCUUCUUAUCUCGGCAGGGGAUGUAGUUCAUGAUGAUGAUUCAGCUCCAAAGAAGCCCGGCUGUGACAAUGUCUUUACCCUGGUUAAAGUCCAAACUUUUGUAAACGGACAAGAGGGUGCUGAAUUUGCUGGUGUUGGCGCCAGAUUCGGCACUACUGUUGGGCCAGAGAAGGAAAAGGCUAAGAAGACUCAUCUCACUCUUUCAGAUCCCCAAAAUUGUUGUACACUACCCAAGAAUCAGCUUGCAGGAGAUGUUGUUGCGGUUGAUCGCGGCAAUUGCACGUUCAUUACUAAAGCUGUUAAUGCACAGGCAGCAGGGGCUUCUGCUGUUAUUAUAAUAAAUGACGAGAAUGAGCUCUAUGAGAUGAUCUGUGGACCAGAUGAAACUGAUCUAGAUAUACGCAUACCUGCUGUUAUGGUCCCUAAGGAUGCUGGUGUGUUCUUGGAAAAACUGCUAUCGGGCAAUUCGUCAGUGUCUGUCCAGCUGUACUCUCCUGAGAGGCCAUUACUUGAUUUAGCUGAAGUCUUGCUGUGGCUGAUGGCUGUUGGCACUGUUUUAUGUGCAUCCUAUUGGUCUGCGUGGAGUGCCAGAGAAUCUGCUGCUGAAGAAGAAAAGCUGUUGAGGCGUGCUGUGGAAGAAAUUUCUGAUACAAAAUCUGGUGCCAGCAGUAUUGUGGACAUUAGUACAACCUCCGCUGUGCUGUUUGUGGUCGUUGCUUCCUGCUUCUUGGUCUUGCUUUAUAAGUUCAUGUCGUACUGGUUCGUUGAGCUUUUGGUGAUUCUCUUCUGCAUAGGUGGGGUUGAGGGUCUGCUAACUUGCUUGGUUGCUUUCUUGUCAAGGUGGUUCAAGAGUGCCAGUGAUUCAUAUCUUAAUAUACCUGUUUUGGGAACUUUCUCAUACCUAACUUUGGCGGUUUCUCCAUUCUGCAUUGCCUUCGCUGUUGUUUGGGCUGUUUAUCGCAAUGCCUCCUUUGCCUGGAUAGGUCAAGAUGUGCUUGGCAUCGCUCUAAUAGUAACCGUUCUUCAAGUUGUCCGAAUUCCAAAUCUCAAGGUUGGCACUGUGCUUCUCAGUUGUGCAUUCUUGUACGACAUCUUUUGGGUGUUUGUGUCUGAGAAGCUGUUCAAUGUUAGUGUUAUGAUUGCGGUAGCCAGUGGUGGUGAUAGUGGAGAGGAUGGCAUUCCAAUGCUCUUGAAAAUACCACGCUUCUUGGACCCUUGGGGUGGUUACAGUGUCAUAGGUUUCGGUGACAUACUUCUACCUGGGUUACUCGUGGUGUUUUCACUCAGGUACGAUUGGCUGGCACGCAAGGGUCUUCUAGCUGGAUACUUCUUGUACACGAUUGUCGCUUAUGGAUUAGGUCUUCUGGUCACAUAUGUUGCACUCUACUUGAUGGAUGGCCAUGGCCAACCAGCACUGCUCUACAUCGUCCCAUUCACCCUCGGAACUAUUUUGACGCUGGCAACAAAGAGAGGAGAGCUUCAGAUCCUGUGGACGCAAGGACUUCCAGAAAGAACCGAGUCUCUCUUCUGA